Messenger RNA from Rhinopithecus roxellana (golden snub-nosed monkey), 1451 nucleotides. RefSeq names its product small integral membrane protein 33 (gene SMIM33). Lineage: Eukaryota; Metazoa; Chordata; Mammalia; Primates; Cercopithecidae. The record is from RefSeq and is a predicted model, not a curated record. Bases 261 to 659 code for a protein of 132 amino acids. The transcript has 2 exons.
UGAAGCUGGCAGGGGGCAUGAAAGGAGGCGCCAGGGAAGAAGAUUAAGAUACUAUCAGAGUUAAGGGCAGAGCCCAGGGUAGCCCAGAUGUUCCCGGAAGGAAGUGCAAGCACAGGAGAGCAGUGAGAGUGUGUGCACAGGGUGUGUGCCCAUGGGCCCCGCAGACGUGGCAGCUCCGGGUAGGGGCUGAGCUAGGGCGGCCAGCCCUCCUUUACCCAGCUGGCUGCCAGUCCCAAGGGAGCCCUGUGCCAGCCCGGACAAUGCACCAGGCUGGCCACUACUCCUGGCCUUCUCCAGCUGUGAACAGUUCAUCAGGGCAGGAGUCCCAGAGGCAGCUACCGGAGGUGCUUGGUGGCAUCUGGGAACAACCUCGAGGUGACGGGCUGCCCAUGGUCACCAUCAUGGUUGCUGUCUUUGUUCUGCUAGCCGUCUGCAUCAUAGUGGCAGUCCAUUUUGGGCCAAGGCUGCACCAGGGUCAUGCCACUCUCCCUACAGAGCCACUGACCCCAAAGCCAGACGGUGGCAUCUACCUCAUCCACUGGCGGGUGCUGGGCCCCCAAGACAGUCCUGAAGAAGCACCGUGGGGCCCUCUUGUCCCUGGCUCCUGCUCUGCACCAGAUGGACCCAGGCCCAGCAUCGAUGAAGUCACUUAUCUGUAGGAGGGAGACUUUGGAAAGUUAAUCUGACCUAGCUCAGAACAAGAAACCAGGCAGAGAACUAGGGCAAAAGCAAAUUGGAGACUGGGCAUCAGAGCGUCGGAAGGGCACACUGGACUCAGCUGGAGCUGCUCUCUCAGAACAUUUAUAGAGAAAGCCCUGUGGUGGGCAGGAGAAAUCAAAGCUUGAGGGCCCUGCCCAGAAACAUGCUGCUGGUGGCCUCCCCAGGGCCCAAGGUCACCUCACAAAGUCCCUCCUUCCUCUUCAGGGACCACCAGACCCCUGAAUCUCCUUUUCUGAGUCUCUGCCCCUUCAGUGCACCUCUGAUCUCCUUCCCUUGUAAUGUGAAUCCAACUCAGGAGAUUCCACCACCUCCCCCAAGCAGGAAUGUCAGAGGCCCUGUGGAGCAGCCCUCAUCCUACAAAGGCCAGCCAGGGAGAGCCCAGGCAGAGAAGCUGGUGUCUGCCUUCCCUGAGACUCACUGGGCUCAAGGAAAUGACGAACGUCUAUUCUCCUUGGUCAGUCAGGGGCAGUCCUUCGGCUGUUAGGGCCCAGACCUUGUUGACAAGCUCCAAAGUCCUUGUAAGCCCAAGCACAAUUUAUAGUUCAAACAUUGGCUUUCAGAGGCCCCCACUGACUCUGUCUUGCCUCCCCAGAAGGGAUAGGGGGGAUUUGGGAGGCUCUCAUGGCCUCCCACUUUCUGUGUGCCUGGGCCUGUUGGAAUAAGCCUAGAAUGUACCAUAGGACAUUUCCCAGAUCUUUCCAGCUGAUGAGAAAACAGGAAAGGAAAAGGAG